Messenger RNA from Planococcus citri (citrus mealybug), 2728 nucleotides. It is a transcript of the gene dx, whose product is annotated as deltex. NCBI's taxonomy places the organism in Eukaryota, Metazoa, Arthropoda, Insecta, Hemiptera, Pseudococcidae. The record is from RefSeq and is a predicted model, not a curated record. Gene Ontology annotation, cellular component: nucleoplasm. The coding region runs from base 161 to 1897 and encodes 578 amino acids. Gene Ontology annotation, molecular function: zinc ion binding; ubiquitin protein ligase activity. Gene Ontology annotation, biological process: protein ubiquitination; Notch signaling pathway. The transcript has 8 exons.
UUCGCUGUAACAAGUGUUUGUUUACGUUUGGCCUACUUCGGAUCGGUGAACUAUGUGCGUAUUUUCUUCAUCGUACGUGAAAGUGGUUUACUGUUUGGUUCUCAAUCUCAAAUUGUACUUUUAGUUAUUUUAUCAUGUAAAUGAAUCGAAAUACGUUUAAAUGGCUACAAGUCAUGCGGUUGUUGUUUGGGAAUGGGAGAAUAAGCGCGGUCGAUGGCGUCCUUACAAUCCAGAAGUUUCACAAUUACUCGAAAGAGCCCAGUUGAAAGGGUUAAAUAGAGUUCUACUCAGCGACGCUGAUCCCAACUUGAGCCAUUACUACGUCAACUUGAGAACUCUGGAACAGUAUACCGAAGAUAAUGAAACAUCAUUCAACGUUAGACGUUCGUACUUCUCACCCAAUUCUCCUGCAGGCAAAGGAGCCAAAUGGGAAUGGGCUGGAGACAGUGGCGAUUGGUACACGUACGAUAUGGAGGUACAAUGUUUCAUCGAAGGAGCUUGGGCCAAAGGCAAUCAAACCAUUGAUAUGAGUAAAACGUAUUUGAGCUUCCCUUAUAUUAUCAAUUUCUGUAAUCUGACUCAAGUUCGAAAUACAACCGGAUUUGUGCGUAAUAUCAGAAGAGUCCAGCAAGCACCUUAUCCUUUAGUUAAAAUACAACCAGAUGAAGUUAAUUUAAUAGCUGGUCGAUGGACCGAGAAUGGAAUGUUACCAGUAGCCGGUAGGACAUACGGAAACGAUACCAGUAAAAAGCCUCCAUCUGGUGGUAAAAAAUCCCAAAGUAAAAAGAAACAAUCGCACGAUGGCAAUCAUGGAAAUAUUGCCAGAACUAUAUUUCAUAUAUUUGGUCACAAGCAUACUUCUCAAAUGCCUCAGCCUCCGUCCUUCUCUCACGUCCAGUAUCCGGCUCAUGCGCCUCAGUCCUGCUCGCAAACCUUGAAGAAAAAGGAAGAACCUGCCCAUAAAAAUGUAAUACUGAUUAAAAAUUCCGUCCCUAAACGAAGCGACUCCAGCUCUAUUUUGGAUAGCGAAGUUGGGAGUACAAAAAGUGGAGGCAGGAGGCCUAGCGUCGAUACAGUUUCAACUUAUUUAAGCCAUGAAAGCGAAAUGAGAGCUAGUGCAUCACAUUCUGAUUUGCUGGAUUGCUCCGGUAGCAGCGAAGAAGUAUUCGUAAGCUCCAGCAAGAAACAGACCAUUAAAAAUGGACUAAUUGUUGGAAUCGACGCUAUCAGCGAACAAAUUUCAAAAUACGUCCGAGUAGUCGACAAUAUGAACGGUAUCGGCAACAAAUGUCCAGUUUGCCUAAGCGAAUGUGUUCCCGGAGGUAAAAACAGCGCUCGAAUGGUGGUAGCUUUAUCUCGUUGCAAUCACCAGCUGCAUUUAGACUGUUUAAACUCGAUGCUGAAAAGUCAACCGAAUGCCCACCAAUGGCUGUACAUUCAGUGUCCCAUCUGCAUGAUGAUUUAUGGAGAAAAACGAGGUAAUCAACCACCGGGCACGAUGGAUUGGGAAGUAAUCGAUAUCUCUUUGCCAGGAUUCCCGAACACUCGUUCAAUUCAAAUCACUUACCAAAUCGCUUCCGGGAUUCAGGGCAUGGAACACCCGAAUCCAGGCCGUCCAUAUUACGCCGUUGGGUUCCCCAGAGUAUGCUACCUGCCAGACACAAUGAAAGGCAGAAUGGUGCUAAGGCUUUUGAAAGUCGCCUUCAAACGUAAACUAAUAUUUACCAUUGGCCGAUCGGUUACAACCGGUCGGGAAGAUGUGGUCACCUGGAACGAUAUACAUCAUAAAAUUAAUCCGCGUGGCAGACCGGAUCCGGGAUUUUUAGACCGAUGUCUAGAAGAACUAUCGGCUCAUGGUGUUAAAGCCGAAGAAGAAUUAUAUCAAGAGAUUAAUUGAUAAACGACCAUGUCUUCAUGUAUUUAAUAAAGUAAUCACCUCACAAAGGUGAUACUUAUAUAUACGAUUCUCGUCUUUGAAUAAUACUCGUUAUUUUAUAAGCUACUGUACUACAAAUUUGAUUUAGAAGAAAACAAAUUAAUAUUGGGGCAAUAUUUUAUAUAUUAAGGUUUUAUCUAAGAAUACUCGAAAGCAAUAUUACCGUCUUUCAUACUUUUAUCUUGCCUGUUUUUUCUACUCGCACUCGUUUUUUUUUUUUUACAUUUUUCUUGCCAUAUGCACGAGUUCCAUUCUCAAAUUAUUCCUCUUAGGCGUAUGUUUCUUCCUUUUUUUUUGAUCUCCAAUUGGAAAACAAUGUUUCCUGUUUUAUCGUUGUUUUUGUUUUUAUCGUGUCCAUUUUUUUUUUUACGAUUAUAUUGAUACGAUUAACAUUCCAUCCGAUGAAAGUGUACGAUGGUUGUAAUGUUUGUGGUUCGCUGCAGCGAGUCGAGAAGAAAGUUAAUUUAUAAAAUUAAUUAUUUAUCGUGCCAAUAAACAUAUGUUUAUCUAACAUACUAAGUUAGCCCAUUUUUUUUUUCUAGUAAUUUAGAUCAUUUUUUUUUUCAUUCAUUUUUAGUAAUUAUGUGUAUAUAGUUACAUAACCUUGUGCCUUAACCUUUCUUUUUUAUUCUUUCUAAUUCGACUUCUUUCAUAUGUAUAUUUUUUAUCGUAAAAUUAUUUUACAUUAACGAGCUUUGUAUUUUUAUACCAGUUUUUUUUGCCUUCCUUAUUUUUUACAUGUUGCGAGUUAUAUAAUUUGUUAAUUUUGAAAAUUAAAUUUGUAUCUGUGUA